AUGACGCCCGAAGUAGUCUCAGAAAUUUUGCCGUCUCAAAAGGGCAUGUUUGAUUUAGUUGUUUUUGAUGAAGGGUCGCAAAUUUACGUGGAAAAAGCGAUUCCAACCAUUUUGCGUGGCCAAAAGGUGCUCGUAGCCGGCGACAACAAACAACUCCGCCCUUCCAGUUUGGGCGUAGGAAGAAUCGAGUACGACGACGAAACUGAGGAAGAGGAACAAUUCGGUUCCGAGGCUGCGCUUGAGGAAGAAAGUUUACUUGACCUUGCGUGCGCAAAGUACGACCAGACGAUGCUUGACUACCACUACCGUUCCAAGUACGAAGAAUUGAUUGCCUUCUCCAAUUACGCCUUUUACCGCGGUCGUUUGCGCGUGUCACCAAACUUUGAAAAGCCGAUUACGCCGCCAAUCGAAGUGAUAAAAGUGCCGAACGGAAUUUGGGUUAAACGCACUAACCACCAAGAAGCAGUCCAAGUUUUAAGACUGCUUAAACAAUUUCUAGACCGGAGACAAAAACAAGAAACGGUUGGUAUCAUUACCUUUAACAGCGCCCAGCGAGAUUUAAUUGAAGAUCUUAUUGAUGAAGAAUGCCGAAAAAGUCCUAAAUUUGCCACGAUCUAUAAAAAAGAAUUGGAACGAAGAAGUGCCGAAGGCGAGGAUCUAGGCAUCUUCAUUAAAAACAUUGAAAAUGUCCAAGGCGACGAAAGAGACACCAUUAUUUUCUCCUUUGCUUAUGCCAAAAACGAAAGCGGUCGAGUGGUACGUAACUUCGGUUGGUUAAACCAAGAAGGUGGCGAAAAUAGGUUGAACGUAGCUGUCACCCGGGCCAAAUUAAAAAUCUACAUCGUCACUUCGGUUAAAUCGUCAGAACUGAGAGUGGAAGACUUAAAAAACCGAGGUCCGAAAAUUCUCAAAAAAUACUUGCAAUACGCCGAAGCCAUCUCCGAUGGUAAAUCUAACGAAGCACAAAGAAUAUUACACUCUUUAAACGAUGCUCCUAGCGAAGAAGAUACGUUAACUUUUGACAGCGAGUUUGAAAUCCAAGUUUACGACGAAUUAGUGGCUCGCAAUUUUAAAGUGGAAACACAAGUCGGCAUCGGGGGCUACAGGAUUGAUCUAGCGAUUAAAAAUCACGAUCAGACCAAGUAUCUGCUGGGCAUUGAAUGCGAUGGAAAACUCUACCACAGUUCUAAAACGGCUCGGGAAAGAGAUAUCCACCGCCAAGCUUACCUAGAGUCGCGUGGUUGA
This is a messenger RNA of Centruroides sculpturatus (bark scorpion), 1245 nucleotides long. RefSeq lists its product as uncharacterized. The transcript has a single exon. Gene Ontology annotation, molecular function: 5'-3' DNA helicase activity. Bases 1 to 1245 code for a protein of 414 amino acids. The record is from RefSeq and is a predicted model, not a curated record. Lineage: Eukaryota; Metazoa; Arthropoda; Arachnida; Scorpiones; Buthidae.